UUCUAGAACCUGAUUUCACCGUAUCUUACAGUCAACACUCGAAAAAAGGAAACUCGAAUAGACAUACCCGAAAAGUAUUCUAAACGAAACCCUUUUAUGGUAUACUUUAAUUAAAAAAGAAAAUCUAAUUUCGUCCGUAAAGUCUCAAAUCCAUCCACCAGAAUGAAGUGUUCUAUGGUAGCGCGUGCUGCUUUAAAGUCUUUCAAAUCUCCUGAACUUCGUAAAUCAGUCUUGCAUUCCCAAUAUGUAGCAUUGUUACAGGAGUCUCCUAACUUUUUGCUUUUACAACAUAAUAAUCUUCUUCCUUCUGAGUCCCGGAAUCUUCGUAAUGAGCUUAAAUCUCAUGCACCUAAUGGUAAUUUGAAGAUCAUAUCUAAUUCCAUUUUCCGACAUGCCUUGCAUGUGUACGAUAGCCUGCCAAAAGGUGCUGAUGGCAGUGUUGAUCUUUCCAAGGCCAAUGAUAUUUCAUCAAAUAAGAAUGCAAAUCGCGUUAAGCUCGACAUAGAUGACUUGUUUGUAGGUCCGCUUGCAAUUUUCGCUUUGGGCCCAGAUGUGGCACCUGAGAGUAUUCGCGGAUGCCUGUCUGCAUUAAAAAGAUUUCAAAACAAAAUGGUUCUUCUUGGCGGUCGCUUGGAAUCGGAAGGAAUGGACUUCUUCCAAGUUGAAUCCAUAUCCAAGAUUCCCUCUCAUAAGGGUUUACAAGCAAGUCUCCUUUCCCUACUAUCACAUCCCUCCCAGCAACUUAAACAGCUUUUGGACAUGGCCAGAGGAAAUGUUGCUUACACUCUUGAACGAAGAGAGGAUUAGUGUCCCUGUUUUUUUGAUCUUGAGUUCUUACACCAUGGAAGUAUUUUUUUGCUUUCACAUUUGAUAUCUCAUUUCCUUUCUUUUACCUUGCACUUUAACAUCCCCCUUCUAUUCCCCAUUGAAUACAGUUAAUGUUUGAUAUAAAUACUAUCCACCGUUCUAUGCAAAUGGUUGGUAUUGUAAUCUACCAUACACUGCAUUCUUUUUGUAAACAGAUGCCUAUAUCAGACACCAUCCUAUGUAGAUUCAUUUCAGUAGCUAGUCAUUUACUCCUUUAAACACUCUACAAACGCACUCUACGCGGUUGGUUUAUCGCAAUAAGCAUAAAAUAGGG
Schizosaccharomyces cryophilus OY26 is the source of this 1141-nucleotide messenger RNA. RefSeq names its product ribosomal protein subunit L11. Gene Ontology annotation, molecular function: structural constituent of ribosome. Bases 163 to 807 code for a protein of 214 amino acids. Gene Ontology annotation, biological process: translation. NCBI's taxonomy places the organism in Eukaryota, Fungi, Ascomycota, Schizosaccharomycetes, Schizosaccharomycetales, Schizosaccharomycetaceae. Gene Ontology annotation, cellular component: mitochondrial large ribosomal subunit. The record is from RefSeq and is a predicted model, not a curated record. The transcript is spliced from 2 exons.